Maudiozyma saulgeensis is the source of this 1011-nucleotide messenger RNA. The record is from the annotation of a GenBank genome assembly. NCBI's taxonomy places the organism in Eukaryota, Fungi, Ascomycota, Saccharomycetes, Saccharomycetales, Saccharomycetaceae.
AUGUUAAGGACAACUUCAUUCGUAACAGGAGGCUUCACUUGUGUCAACAGAAGAAUAUUGUCCAGGGUAUGGUACUCAAAUGGUGCCAAUGAUGACAAUUGUGAUCGUUUAAAGCACAAGAGUAUAACAAAGCCUGUGGAUCCGUCUGCUAGGGUAUUGCGACACAUACAGUUUACUAAGAGAAUGCCCUUCCAGCAAGGGUUAGCAAUCCAAGAGCAAUUUGUUAGGGCCAAUUUGGACAUGAAGAAAGUGCAAUCAAAAAUUGAACAAAAACUGGUCGAAUUGGAACACGAGUAUCAAGGAAAUGCAACUAUAAAUUCUAAUGAAAAGCAAAUAUUAGACAAGAUACUUGCUAUGAAACCUAACCCAAUGGUUUUAACGUUUGAGUACGAGCCAACUUACACUGGAGGGAAACGAAUUAAGAAGGUAAUCACGCAGGAGCAGAUAUCUCAACUUGAAAACUUCAAGCCAACAAAAGAUAUAAUGAAUCCUUCACCAAAAUUUGUACAAGUAGAAAGGGGUGGAGAACUAACAUUUCAUGGGCCGGGACAAAUAGUUGCUUAUAUUGUUUUGGAUUUGAAAGCAUUUAAGAAUUUUCCUGCCAGAUGUUUAAUAUCUGUUAUUGAAACGGCUGCGAAGAACACUUUGAAGAUAGCUCCUGUCAGAAAAGGAGGUUUACCACUAAAUAUUGACACCAAAAGAGUUGGUGAUAAGAUUGGAGUCUGGGUCAUGAAUGAUGAUAAGAUAGCCAGUAUUGGAGUUCAUGUGAGACGGUCGAUUACAUCACAUGGAAUAUGUAUUAAUGUUUGUCCUGAUCUCUCAUAUUUGAACAACUUCGAGAUGUGCGGUAAUCCAGACGGUAAGGCAACAAGUAUAUUAAAUGAAUUUCCUAAUGCAAAUGUGACAAUUCAAGAUAUAUCGAUUGCUUUUGUACGAGAAUUGGCCAAACUACUAGGAAUUGACACGGUUGAGAGAAUGCAGACUGAUGGUUCAGAAAUGAAUCAAUUGUAA